GGUGGGCUUCAAUGAAGGCUCUGUCUCCGUCUGAACGUCAUCUUGUACCGGUUUUGUGGUGUAGAGUGGCCCAUGCAAAUUGAAUCAACUCAUGAAUAAAGGCUACAGGACUAAAGAAUAGAGCCUAUACAAAUGGUCUUUCAGGAUCAGUAAAGUAUCCAUUCAUCUCUCACUUGCGUCUGUCGACUUUCACUACGUUUGUGUCGAAUCCGGCGAUCCGGAUGUAACUCUACGUCCAUGAACGUAACCCAUUGGAAAGGUACCAUGGCAGCCACCAAAGCCUCCAAGGAACAAAAAUACGACCGGCAGCUCAGACUGUGGGGUGACCAUGGUCAGGAAGCACUGGAAAAUGCACAUGUAUGUCUCAUCAACGCCACAGCAACAGGAACAGAGAUACUGAAGAACCUUGUGCUUCCAGGAAUUGGAGCAUUCACCAUAGUUGAUGGACACACGGUGUCGGGAGAAGAUGCAGGAAACAAUUUUUUCCUGAGCAACAGCAGCAUUGGAAAGAACAGAGCGCAGGCUACCACCGAACUCCUGCAAGAACUGAACAGUGACGUAUCAGGAAACUUUGUCGAGGAGAGUCCAGACAAGCUACUGGACAACGAUCCAGAGUUUUUCCACAGGUUUACCAUUGUAAUUGGUGUCCAGUUGCCAGAAAGCACGUGUUUGCGGCUCGGCUCGGUUCUUUGGAAUGCCUCUGUACCUUUCCUCAUCUGUAAAACAUAUGGCCUCAUAGGCUACAUGCGACUUGUGGUUCAAGAGCACACAGUGAUUGAAUCUCAUCCGGACAACGCUCUGGAGGACCUUAGAUUAGAUCAGCCUUUUGAAGAAUUUAAGAACCACCUUGAGUUGUACGACCUUGACGGCAUGGAAAAAAAGGAUCACAGUCACACACCGUGGAUAAUCAUUGUUGCUAAACAAUUGGAGAAAUGGCUCAAUGAGCACAACUGUCAGCCACCAAAGAAUUACAAGGAGAAAGAGGCCUUCAGACAAUUUAUUCGGGAAGGGAUCAUGAAGAAUGAGACUGGUGCCCCAGAAGAUGAGGAAAACUUUGAGGAGGCUAUAAAGAAUGUGAAUACUGCUUUAAACCCAACCAAGAUUCCAGGCGCUGUUGAGGACCUCUUCAAUAGUGAGCAGUGUGACAACAUCACAGCACAGAGCUCCCCGUUCUGGGUGAUGAUGCGAGCUGUGAAGGAGUUUGUUCACAGUGAUGGCAACGGAAGCCUCCCUUUGAGAGGAACCAUCCCAGAUAUGAUCGCAGACUCUCAGAAGUUCAUCAGCCUUCAAAAUGUUUACAGGGAAAAGGCCAUGCAGGAUGCAGCAGCUGUUACCAAGCACAUAGAAUGUCUCCUGCAGUCAAUUGGAAAGCCAGCAGAGAGCAUCUCAGAGAAGGACAUCAAGUUAUUCUGUAAGAAUGCGUCCUUCCUGCGGGUGGUGCGCUGCAGGUCACUGGCAGACGAAUAUAAUGUGGAUUCUGUAAAUAAAGAUGAAAUCACUUCAUGUAUGGACAAUCCAGACAGCGAGAUGGUCUUCUACCUCAUGCUUCGUGCUGUUGAUCGCUUCUACCAGCAGCACUCCCGCUACCCAGGAGUGUACAAUUACCAGGUGGAAGAGGACAUCGGCAAACUGAAACUGUGCGUGAACUGCCUGCUGCAGGAGUACAGCCUCAGUGUCAGCAUCAAAGAUGAUUACGUCCACGAGUUCUGUCGCUAUGGUGCAGCAGAGCCACACACAGUCUCCGCAUUUUUAGGAGGAUCUGCUGCCCAGGAGGCCAUCAAGAUCAUCAGCCACCAGUUUGUGCCCUUCAACAACACCUUUAUUUAUAAUGCAAUGCUGCAGACCUCUGCAACGUUUCAGUUGUGAAUUCCGUCAGCGCACCUCUGCUUGCCAACCGAUAAAUCUGAGAAAACGAUGAAAAGCAGGAACAGACUUUCGUAAAUCUGGCUGUAAAUAACACUUGUGGGUUUGAUAAACAUACACGCUCAAACUCAGAAGAACUCCACCUGAGGAUUUAUUCAGGACAUGAGUAAACUAUGGGACUUCUUAACCUCUUUUUCCUUCUUUUUUCUUUUUUUUUGCUGUUGUUCAAAACAAAUCUGCAAACACUCUCAUUUCAUAGUUUCAUCUGUGAUGAUGCAUUGUAACGUGGUGGCACUUUGCACACAUUUUCUUCAAGCUGUCUGUUAUUGUGUUUGGAGCUUUGUGAAAGCAUGACAUGUUUAGCUGCCCCCUGUUGAUAUAAAGGAUUAAACAAUGAAAAUCUGCUUAUUUGCGUGUAAAAACAAGCACAUUUCAAGGUUAAGCUGACAUUCCAGUUUUUCUGUUUGCUGGUGAGACUUAAGACAUCCGAAACAAUCGCACAACUGUCUUUAUUAUUCAAACUAAUGCCAUAUUGUUGCUAAUAUUGAAGCCUAAAGAGCAUCCGUUCUCACCCACAUCCUAGUCUGCACAAUGGCUGCCCAAUGUAUCCUGCCAAAAUAUGGUCACUAUGACUUGUUUUACUCGUCUUGACAUUUAUCAACACGGCGGUACAGUUAUCUAACCUAAAUAAAGGUUCUGUAACAAACAUGUGAUUUGCUCGGGAGGCUUGCGGUGUGACUUGCCCCUGAACAGAAUCCACGUGACCCAACA
Molecule: messenger RNA, 2634 nt
Organism: Menidia menidia (Atlantic silverside)
Lineage: Eukaryota; Metazoa; Chordata; Actinopteri; Atheriniformes; Atherinopsidae
Source: the annotation of a GenBank genome assembly